GCUUCUUAUGCAUUUCUCAAUGAACACCUUUCAGCAACAAACAAAAAUACCUAAAGAAUUCAUUUACCCAAAGGAAGAUCAAAUACAAGCAGAAGAAGAGCUAACUGAGCCAGUAAUAGAUCUAGGGGGUUUCUUUAUAGGUAAUAAUUCAGUGGCAACACAACAACAUGUGGCCAUGCUUGUUAAAGCAGCUUGCUUGAACCAUGGAUUUUUUCAAGUUAUAAACCAUGGAGUUGAUUCUCAACUAAUUAACAUGGCUCAUUCUCAUGUCAAUUCUUUCUUUAAGCUUCCCUUAGGAGUAAAAUUAAAGGCUCGGAAAGAACGUGGAAAUUUGUGGGGUUAUUCCAGUGCCCAUGCAGAGAGAUUUUGUUCAAAGUUGCCAUGGAAGGAAACCUUAUCCUUCAAUUUUCAUGAAAACAACAAUCAGAGUGGUAUUGUUGUUGAUUUCUUUGAAUCCGCCUAUGGAAAAGAAUUUGAAGAAAUGGGAUUGGUGUUUGAGAGAUACUGCAAGGCAAUGAAGAGGGUAGGACUUGUAAUAAUGGAGAUACUAGGAAUGAGCCUAGGGGUAGAAAAAUCGUACUACAAAGAGUUUUUCAGAGAUACAAGUUCCAUCAUGAGAUGUAAUUAUUAUCCAACUUGUCAAGACCCUGAUUUAGCCCUUGGAACUGCACCUCACUCUGAUCCUAACUCUUUGACAAUACUUCAUCAAGACCAAGUUGGAGGCUUGGAGGUUUUUGUGGAUAGCAAAUGGAAGUCAGUGCGACCUAGGCCUGAUGCACUUGUCAUCAACAUCGGGGACACAUUUACGGCACUGUCAAAUGGGAUAUACAAAAGUUGCGUGCACAGAGCAAUAGUAAACAGACAACAUGAGAGAAUAUCGUUGGCGUUUUUCUUGAGCCCAAAGGAAGACAAAGUGAUAAUACCCCCACAGCAUCUUAUCUCCAGAAACCAGCCAAGAAUGUACCCAGACUUCACAUGGUUUGAUUUCCUCAAUUUCACUCAGAACCACUACAGAGCUGAUCAUGCUACCCUCCAAAACUUUACUCUUUCCUUCCUUUCUUCCAAACCGAUCGACAUAGCAAAAAACAAAACAUAAACUAGUUUUUGGCCGAUUCUUUGUAUGCAAGUAGAAAAUAUAUGAAACAUGAUGUGAUUCAUAAAACCGAAACCAACUUAUUCGGCAUAUCUGUCGUAUAUUGUAAUUUUUGUCAUAUUUAUCGCAUAGUGUUGGAUU
Molecule: messenger RNA, 1234 nt
Organism: Nicotiana tabacum (common tobacco)
Lineage: Eukaryota; Viridiplantae; Streptophyta; Magnoliopsida; Solanales; Solanaceae
Source: RefSeq, a predicted model, not a curated record